UUGAUUAAUAUUUGUAAACAAAGUAACAAACAUCUAUGGAUACAGUUGAUACCCAUGCCAGUGUGGCACAUUUGAAAAUCGUGUUAAAAGUGUAAUUUGGUGUAAUUUGUUGCGUGACUGAUGGCACCUGAGCUACAAAACAAAUUUAUCCACCCGUGUUUUUGGGACAACUGGCUGCGUUGUCGGACAGGCGUGUAUUGUAUGUAAGAUGUUAUUUCCUGAUUUGAAAAGUUUAUUUGCCACAACAGCGGCGACGUCUGGUAUUAUUCAGUUUUUAUCUGGAGUACCAGUAUGCAAGGGUUUUGUUGAUACUGGGACAACAGGAGAGAGUGAACCAACAACGUUCGUUGCUGGACUAUUGUCGUCCUCUUUAUGGCUUUUGUAUGGCAUCGCAAUAUCUGACACUUCUACAAUUAUUGUCAACUCAAUUGGUGUUUUACUACAGUUCAGUUAUGUAGUAACCUACUAUAUAUACGCUAUCAGGAAGUCACAGGUAUUGAAGUACAUGUCUGUAUUCAUUGUGGUGUUGCUAUUAACACUUCUGUAUUUAUACUUUGACACAAAUCCAGACAGAAAGAGAUAUCACAUGGGUCUCUUAUGUACAUUUGUGACCAUCAUGUUCUUUGCUGCGCCAUUGAUGACCUUGCACAAGGUUAUAAGAUCAAGAAGUACACGUUCUCUUCCAUUUCCUAUUAUAUUAAUGACAUUUUUGUCAUCAGUACAAUGGUUAAUAUAUGGAACUCUAUUGGGGGAUCCAUUCAUGAAGAUUGUAAAUGUAAUUGGUACACUAUUGAGCGCAUUUCAGCUCUCGCUUUUUGUUAUAUACCGUGACCAACCAGUGCAGGCAGAGUGAAGAGAUCGCAGUGAAAGGACACCAUCUUUGCACCGAAGAGAAGCGCAAUGUAUUUAUUAUUGGUUGUUUAUUUUUUGUGUUAUGAGGAGAAAAGAAUGAAAUGAUUGUGCAUGAUACUUACGACUGAGAAACUUACAUCCAUAACUGUUUUGUGAUAAGAUUUUAAAUUGAUGUACCUGAGGAAAACUAGAUACUCUGUUGAAAUGGGAAAAAUCUUCUUUCAAAUACACGUAAUUUUUAAAGGCUUCAUGUAAAUGGCUGUGAGAUAAUUAUAUUUUAUAUGAGACUAUAUUUUACUUGUGAUUA
This is a messenger RNA of Schistocerca piceifrons (Central American locust), 1159 nucleotides long. RefSeq names its product sugar transporter SWEET1-like. Gene Ontology annotation, biological process: carbohydrate transport. The transcript is spliced from 6 exons. The coding region runs from base 209 to 853 and encodes 214 amino acids. Lineage: Eukaryota; Metazoa; Arthropoda; Insecta; Orthoptera; Acrididae. Gene Ontology annotation, molecular function: sugar transmembrane transporter activity. The record is from RefSeq and is a predicted model, not a curated record. Gene Ontology annotation, cellular component: membrane.